Molecule: messenger RNA, 2325 nt
Organism: Leptosia nina
Lineage: Eukaryota; Metazoa; Arthropoda; Insecta; Lepidoptera; Pieridae
Source: the annotation of a GenBank genome assembly
AUGUCUAAAAAGCCGGCCGCGCACGGGUUUAAAAGUGACAGUGCGCCAGUGACGAGAAAAAGUGUUCGGGAAUUAAAUCUGGACUUGCCGAUUCACCACCUGUUUACGACGUUCAAUUGCGACGAAUUUUGUUUAGCUGCAGUUUUGCAGUCAUUCUUGAAGUGCAAAGGGGAUGUCUUAAUCGCCGAGCCUGUUUACAUUGAAUGGCGCUCAGCUAACAACAUGGCGUGGCUUCGCAUUACUUCUUGCUUUUUAGUGGCAUCACUACUUCUAAAUCCAACUUCUGCUGCUAUCUGCCCGAAAAGCUGCGUUUGCAGUACAACACGGGAUGGCUUACACAGAGUGGCGUGUAGCAAUCUGGCCGAACUCUACAAAUAUACUUUGCGCCACAAGCAUCACAAUAUCAACAUUUUAGACCUCUCGCACAAUAAUAUAACGAAGAUAACCCAUGAACUGGAUAGACUAACCGAAGUCGUAACUCUAGAUUUGUCCACCAAUCGCCUUAAUGACAUAAAUAAAUUCUUAUAUAACGCCCGUAAACUGGUUCACCUUAAUUUAGCUAACAAUAGAAUCAAACAAUUGUCAUUUGUACACUUUCCGAAGAGCGUGAGUUCCAUAGAUCUUACGAAUAAUUUAUUGGAGAAUGUGCCCUCAGAUGUUGCACACCUAAAUGCCUUAGAGCAUUUAGAACUCGAAGGAAAUCCACUGGAUUGCUCCUGUGAUAACUUAAUUACUCGGGACCAAUUACUUGUGUCUAACGUUUAUAUAGAUAAUGUUAAGUGUUGGACACCGAAUAAGCUUAAAGGCCGUUCAUGGCUAGAACUAAAAACAAAAGAUAUUUGCAAAGCGUCUAAACCAGAUUAUUUAGAUAUGAUGAUGGGUGACCAGCCACUUGAUGCGAUGCGUAUAGGCGAGGAAACAUCUGCUUUGAGAUCGAUGUCUUUAGUAGCAGACAACGACUUAGAAGAUGGGAGCAUCAUUCACGGCCAAGAAUUAGCCGAGGAUGAUGAUAGUGUACAAUUUAUGAAAGUAGGUCGCUUAUCAACUUCUUCUCCUAUAACGGAUAUAGAGGGAUCUGGCGAAGCUGAAAGCACUACUUUAAGUGAUGUCAAUGAACCGAUUCAUGAGCGUCAAAAGAUGGGUAGUCUUCUAGCUGCUGAAGAAAUACUGCCAGCAAAUAUUCCUACUACGGAAAAACCUUUAGACAGUUUAGUAGAAGGUUCCGGUGAAGGUUCUGGUGAUGGCUAUUUCGCUUUCGACUAUGAAGAACAGACAGAAAAGAUGCCAGAGACUACUACACCUAUAUUUGAAGAAUUGAAUCCAGAGCCCGUUCAUAAGAUAUUUGAUGACGAAGAAGACCUCAACGGUAGCACAUCUGAGUUUCCCAGCCCAAAACCUCCUUCUAUAUACGAAGGUGGUGCUGAUUGGCACAGCCGAAAUGCUGACACAGAAGUUGAAGUUGAUACGGAAAAGGCAGUAACACCACAGAUCACCAGAGACACAACUGUAUCUGAACAAAUUCGCAUUACACAGGCAUCUGAAGUUCUGGGUCAAAUACCAAGCACCGAAGAAGUAGUGACACCACAUAAAACGGGCACAUAUGUGUGCAUCGCUCUUAUAGUUAUUCUUUUAGUUGGAUUAAUUGGAUUUGCAAUAGCUAAGGGGCAAAUGAGAAAACGAAGAGAUAGGCGACUCUUAAGACAGCAAAAAAGAGACGUUGAAAAAGCGUCUAAAGAAAUGGUCGACAUGAAUAAAUCGCUACUGGGUAAGCCAGCCGCUGUAGAAGCUCCUAUAGAUAAAAAAACAAAUGGAAGAUAUGAGCUCGUACCAACACACGAAAACUCUUUAAAGAAAAGCGAAAAUGGAGAUGUAGCAAACGGAAAAAAACAGAAUGACGACAAACAUAUCCGAACUGAUAGCCCGCGUGACACGAAUCAAAAUAAGAGUAGCUCUAAAGAUAACAAUUUAGUUGAAGAUCCACAGCAAGAGACGUCAUUUGACUCGGAGCCGGCGUCGCCUGCAUCUGGCAACAGACAUUCACUGUCAAGCGAAGAUAUUUUUGUUCCUAUUGACGACGAUGCACCGAGGCUAAAUGGAAACGAUGUUUCAGAUGCCUUAAUUAACGGCGCUGCUGAUUCUGAAUACCUUACACCGUCUCGUGAAUAUGUCCCAGUAUACUCGCCUGAUAUGGGAAGAGUGCGUAUAAAAAUGUCCGAAACGCCCAAGCCUAAGACACCGGUGCUCGUUACGAGGAGUAGAUCCAAUGCUGGCGAUAUAAUAAUAACACCUUCUCUAGAUGGAAACGCACGUAAAUCGGCUACUUGA